AUGCAACUCAAAAUGAUUUUUAAGAUAUUAUGGCUAUUUUUUGUAGCUGCAUGUGUUCAAGCAGAUCUUCUCCACGGAAUUUUCUAUGAUUUCGAAUCUAUAAAAUGGAGCAAGCAGGGCAUCUAUGGUUUCCAAGCUCCUAUGAGUCACAGUUGGAUUGUAAGUUUGAAAUGGUGGUUGAAAUCAGAUGCAAAAGCAGGUGACACGUUUGGUUUGCAAUUGCCUUGUGUGUACGAGUUCACAGCUGUUCAGGAAUCCCUCAUUUUAAAUGUUGGAGAAACAGUUUAUGCCACUUGUAAUUUUGUCAGUGGUAGAACUACUGCUGAUUACUCAGAAUUAAAAUGUACUGUUGUAACUAGUCCUCAAUUGUUUGUUUAUGGAGUUGUGAGUUUCCCUAUAGUAUUCAAUGCAGGUGGUUCUUCUUCAGAAAUUGACACGACAUGUGCUCAAAUGUAUAGAGAAGGUUUAAAUACAAUUCACUUUUAUGAUGGGUAUCUUAUUAUCUCAACAUAUGUAAUGUUUGAAGCUACUAAAGUAGAUAUGGAGGGCUUUUACCCCAAUGUUCGGGUUGAUGAAACGGCAAAGAUUUUUCAAGCUUUCCUUUUAUCGGAUGUAUGCGAAGAUGCUUAUGAAGUUAAAUUUGAGUUCAAUAUAUUUGCUAACUCCUUCCGUUCAGUUUGUCCUAUUAAGUUUUUUUUAGCGUCAUCAGUGAAUGAUUGGGGUUACCCGAAAGAUGUAAAACAAAUAAACGACGAUGAUAUAGAAGUCGGGAAUUGUGGGGAAGGUGCAGCUGUAACACUCAGGAUCACGGACACUGACUAUACUCCAUUUAUGGAAGUAAACCUAGAAACAACUAAACCGACCAUACAAACUUCUGCAACUGGGUAUUCUUUUGCAAACACCCUCACUUGCAAAGAUGGAAGGACUAUAAAACAUUCGACCGUUUUAUCUUAUGCCCCAUACACUUCAAUAAGCGCAAGUGGCCAUGGCAGAGCCGUGGAAUUUGUCAGCACCAUAACUGAAAAAGAUAUACUGGUAACACAUCCUUCAAUUGCUACCUAUGGCCUGACUGAUGGAACACUUUCAGCUUUUGUUUUGGUUCCAAUUCCAACAAUUACCACGACAAUUACCUGGGAUAGCUCUUUUACCGAAACAGAAACUAGUACAGCAGAACCAGGAGGUACUGCUGUUGUCAAUAUUUUGGUUCCCAAUCCCCACAACAAGUAG
Hemisphaericaspora subhashii is the source of this 1227-nucleotide messenger RNA. RefSeq lists its product as uncharacterized. Gene Ontology annotation, biological process: cell adhesion. NCBI's taxonomy places the organism in Eukaryota, Fungi, Ascomycota, Pichiomycetes, Serinales, Debaryomycetaceae. The coding region runs from base 1 to 1227 and encodes 408 amino acids. The record is from RefSeq and is a predicted model, not a curated record. The transcript has a single exon. Gene Ontology annotation, cellular component: fungal-type cell wall.